Molecule: messenger RNA, 6543 nt
Organism: Pomacea canaliculata
Lineage: Eukaryota; Metazoa; Mollusca; Gastropoda; Architaenioglossa; Ampullariidae
Product: atrial natriuretic peptide-converting enzyme-like
Exons: 20
Coding region: 16-3108 (1030 amino acids)
Biological process (GO): proteolysis
Cellular component (GO): membrane
Molecular function (GO): serine-type endopeptidase activity; protein binding
Source: RefSeq, a predicted model, not a curated record
CACACACACGCAUGCAUGAGUGCAAACAAGAACAAGAGAGAGAAAGCUGGGGAUGAAGACACGCGGCACGCAGUGGGAGGAGAGAUAAAGGUGCACGUGUCCCCUUGUCCUCCCAUCCGAUCAGACACUGGCAGCUGUGAUCGAUCAGCGGAGGUCACAGCAAGAAAAUCACUUCCACGGCCAUGUAUCCAGAUGUCUGGCCACUUCCUGCGGGACAUCCCCCUCCGCGCGCUGCAGAGAAAGGUUGGUGACGAGCGCGUGACUCUGCUGCAGGCCUGCUACGACAACCCGCUCUUCGCCGACGACGACGACAAGGAGCGCGAAGCGCACGCCAAAGGAGGUGGCCCACGGCCCACAGGAGGGCAGGAUGGUCACGUGACGGCGCCCAGGGACUAUGUGCACACCUUGCCGCCCACGGAGAUGAGAUUCACGACCAAGUCCCGGCGGAGCAUCCUGCUGAGGUUCAUCUUCAGCGUCCUCUUCCUCGCUCUGGUCGUCGCCCUCAUCAUCGGCCUCUUCGUUCACUUUCUUCAGAAUCAAGAUUCCUCUAUACGCACAUCGCCCUCAUCUGGUGAGAAACACCUGGACUCCACCUCCAGCGACUUGCGUGCAGGGAGCGAGAGAGAGAGAGCGAGCGAGCAAGAGAGAGAACGCGAAUUGAUAACUAUAAGCAGCCGAGUGCAAGGCAGCCUUAUGAUAGAAGAUGGCCCAUUUUCUGUAUAUAGAGAAGGAUAUGGAGACAACAGCUCGGCUCACUUCAACAUUUUACAAGAAUCCUUUCAGUUCAAGAUGGAUCAUAUUUUUAAGACAAGUCGAUUUAUGGACGUGUACAGCAGAACUGAUAUUUUACGAAUCAGCCGAGGAAGUGUCGUGCUACACUUUGUUAUUCGCUUGAAAGAACCGCGCUCGCUGACGUCACAAGACGUGAGGGAAAUGGUGAGGCUGAUCCAAGAUGGUCUCCAGGACAGCAUCAUUGCCGUCAACAGGGAGUCGGUCUACUUGAAGCCUGAUGUGUUGCUCCCACCUGCAAGUGUCAAGCCGUCAGACCAGUGCGAGAUGGUUCGGAUAUUUGAGUGCAUCAACGUAACCGACUACCAGCUGACAGUCUUCCCCAACAUCCUGGGCCACCCGACUCAGGAGAUCGCGUCUCACGCACUGCUGCAGGUGACCAAGGUCUUCUCCACGGCCUGCCACGGGUACACCUUCAAGUUCCUGUGCGGACUCCUCGCUCCCGAGUGCGGCCCCCACCACCGCCCCAUUCCACCCUGCCGCUCCUUUUGUGAAGACGUGCAGACCAAAUGUAAUUUCUCCUUUCCCUUGGACUGCUCGCGGCUGCCCGAGAGUUCUGACCCCGGUGUCUGCAUGGCCAACCCUUACAAACCGCCGGCCUGUAUUCCAGUCCGCAACCAGCAUUGUCUGCAGGAGGGUUUCAACAACACGUCCUUUCCAAAUAUGAUCGGCAACGAAGGUGAGGAUGAAGUGACGAACAUGAUCCUGUUAAUGAAGGCGCUGGAGGCGGCCACGUCCUGUUACAAGUACCUCAUGGUCUUCGCGUGUUCGGCCUUCCUUCCGCCUUGCUCCGGCAACCAGACCCUGGGUCAUCACCUGGUCCCGCCAUGCCGCAGUCUCUGUCAGGCUACCCGCGAUCGCUGUGAGAUCUUUCUGGACAUCUUCUACAUGCCAUGGCCGGAGGCGCUGAGCUGUGACCGACUCCCAGACUCCCCUGAGCCCGGGGUUUGUGUGGGCUACAGCCAGGCGAGGGAACCCCCUGACCUGGGCGACUGUCAGGUGGGCGAGAUGCACUGUGACCGCGGCACGCGCUGUGUCAAGGCCUCGUGGGUCUGCGAUGGCUACCGGGACUGUGAGGACAACACGGAUGAGAAAGACUGCGCCGUCUGUCAGAGCCACGAGACCAGGUGUUCCCUGUGUCCAUGCUGUGCAUCAACACCACCAACGUGUGCGACGGCGACGACCACUGUUAUGAGGGAGUGGAUGAGUCGGAUGCGUGUGGGGGCCGACGGCGAUGACCGCCUCUUGGAGGUGCGCAAUCCGUUGACCGGAGAGUGGGAGGGCAUAUGCUCCAACGGCUGGAACUUCUCUAUGUCUUUGCUCACGUGCCGCCAGCUUGGUUACAGUGACGUGCUGUCCACGUCCUAUGAAACUCCCAGCAACGGCAGCCACAGGAGUCUGUUGACAAGUCUGCGGCUCGGCGCCUACCCCGACAGACUACAGAGUUUUCUUAUCAAAGGGCUGGCCGCCUGUCCCAGUGACGAUGGCCGCGAACACGUGGUCAAGGUGUCCUGCUGGAAGCCAGUGUGCGGUACGCGGCCUGCGCACCACGAGAGUCUGCUGCGUGUGGUUGGGGGAGAGGAGGUCACACCCGGCACCUGGCCUUGGAUGGCCUCCCUGCACGGCGGCUCUGACGAGAAGUUCUUCUGCGGCGCCAGCGUCAUCGCCCCCCAGUGGGUGUUGACUGCAGGCCACUGUGUGGGAGGAGGAGUGCGAGAGACACACUACUGGACGAUCAAGACAGGCCACACUCGCCGCACAUCCUACUCGCCGUACCGCAUUGCGCAAGCCACGGCACUCUUUCUGCACCCGGACUUCAACCCCCAGACAGUGGACAACGACAUCGCCCUCAUCCAACUGCGCACGCCUCUCGUGCUCAGCGACUACCUCCGGCCCGUGUGUCUGCCGGACGUCGGCAACUUCGUCGCCAUCGGCACUCGCUGCAUGGUUGCCGGCUGGGGAAGAGUCAAGGACUCUGUCUAUGUGAUGUACGAGCCUGCUGUGCGUCAGGUGAGUCUGGACGUCGUGACGUGGGAGUCGUGCCUGCAUGCGGUGGAGAACACUGACCAGCCCGUCGCCUACAAGCUGACCAGAAACAUGUUCUGUGCCGGCGGCGCCGCGGGUCACGACGCCUGUCAGGGUGACAGUGGCGGGCCUUUCAUGUGCCGAAAACCCAACACAACGGAUGAGUGGUACCAAGCAGGCAUUGUGUCCUGGGGGAUUCGCUGUGCGGUGCCUAACACCCCCGGCAUCUACACCAAACUGCCGCUGUACCUCAACUGGAUUCACGAGGUGAUGGCCAACAACUCGCACUCCUGAACACCCGCGUCUGCUGGCGCCGUCUGCACACUUGUCGCCAGCAGUUUGACAGUCUGGCAUGGACACCGUACAUUCUUGCAUUCUUGCCUCCCCCUUUUCUUCUUUCCCGUCAUCUCUUUCUCGUAACGGAUGGGCUUUCUGAUUUUCAAAGUAUUUGAAAAAAGAAGUGAUAUGUGUGUGUGUGUGUGCAAAUGCGAGUCUCGCUGUUACAGCAAGCUAGUCUAGUCGGGUAAAAUCCACCCCUAAACUGUAGUUUGUCUCAUGUGAGGCUUCGCGUGUACAUCCUCAUUUGUAAUAGGAUAGGCAAGGCGAGAAGAAGAAAGCGAAAUGUUCAUGCGGCUUCGUAGUGCAAACAAAACCCUCAGCGUCAACAACGAGCGAAGAAACUGCAUGUGGAACUGUCCUGCUGGUGUUGGGCGACUAGCAGCUGGCUAACCUGAGGACGGCAACUGCCUCAGCUGCAAGUUUCACCCGCAUAAGCAGCUAGGAGCCAGCUGCAGAGAUGGUCCGGUGCUAAGCAAAUUCGUUUUCGUGAUUCAAGUGUGUGAGAAAAUUGUCUUGGUAUUUAGGCUUGUACGUGUAUCGUGGAACUGGGCAAUAUUUUUCGUUUCACUGCUCAAGGCUCUACAACAGAAACAUAGCCAAGCCGAUGGAUGGAUUAUGGUUGUAGUUUAGCUGCCGUUAGGAAGUUAAUGAAAGUCAGCUUUAGUUUGUGAUUAUUCCAAAUUUUUCAGCCUGUCUGUAAUGGAGUUAAACUAAGAGACAGCACAUUGGAGGUUAGCCGUGAUCAUUGUAGAAGUACACAAGGUCAAGACCAUACCAUGCAAACCCAGAAAUUGAUUUAUGGCGGAAGCGUGCUUCAGAAAAAAAAAUCCACUUCAUCUUCUCGAAAGAGAGCAGUUUCAUCGGGUUAAUCAUUGCCGUUCUACAUCUCUGUCAGUCUUCAUGACUUGUGAAACACAAUGCAGUCUGGCAAGCAAACACUUCUCUGUUCACUGAUCUUUCUUCAGGACUUCUGAAACACUAGGUAGUUUGGCGUGCAAACACUGUUCUGGUGAGUGCUGGCAAGUACACAGACCCCCUGCUUCUGAUGCUAAGGCAACAGAGGGACCCUAAGUUAAGAAACAAUGAAACAUUAUGAACUGCCGUGUGCAUUAAUGGUCGACGAAGGCGAAAAGCCAAUAAAACCUAAUAUCGACCAACUGUUCUUCUGUUGAUAUGUGAGGUGUUUCCAGUCGGAGUUUGGGCAGUGUGUUGAGAAGUAACGCGAUUCCAGUCCCAGUCGCCGCAAUGCGUUAGCAGAUAACGUCUGGGGUCCCCGCUAGCGCAGUGUUACUGACGAGAGCAGCGGCUGCGCUAAUGACCUCCAGGUAUGCAUUGAUUUCACGGACACAAGUCUUUAUAAGCUCGUGUGCCACGUUGUUUGAAGUUAUAUUCAUUAUUAGGAUCUCUUAAACGUGUUAUUGUUAAUGUGGAAACUUUUCAGCCAAAACAGAAGUGACAUUAUGCUCAGCUCAUACUGAGCUUCCUGUGAAUUGUGUAUAUAUAUAAAAGCUUGCUUCUAAAUGUUGCAUUCACGACGACUUCAAGUUGUGCUUGUAAGCUCUCUCUUAACUCGUUUGCUUUGCAACGCUGUAAUUCGAACGUUUGCAGGUGGGCAUUGAGUCACUGUUGUUGCUAUAAAUGAAGUCUGUGUCUCGCUUAUCUUUUCUGCACGUACUCCCGCAUUAGAUGUAUAGUGUGUGCUGUCAAUGCCUGCACUCACCCAAAGUAGUACAAGACGCACAUAAACAAGCAGUAAACCCACCGACUUCAGACUCAAUCAUAAUAAUAUCAAUAUUGCUUCCUAAACAACUGAAAAGACAGAACUAGCAAAAGCAAGUGAGACAACUCGUACACAUUUUCUUGAAACGUGCAGUGUUUGAGAAAAUAACAUAAUUCAAAACAAAAAUAGUUGAUUCAUUUAUUAAGAUUUGUCAUGUACUUAUCCUAAAUGCGUUCAUAUCUUCCAUCAUCUUUUUUUCUGCUUUGAAAGGUUUCUCCAUUCCUUUGAAAUUUCUGAUAUGGAUAGAACAUUAUUCAAGUUUAUAUAUAUAUUUUUAAAAAUAACGGAAUAAUCUCUACCCUAGAAGCUUUAAGUGAAACUGAGAAAGGCAAUGAAGUUUCCUGAUAAUUGCUAGACAGUAUAUUUAAAGACAACACAAGAAGAAAACAAAGACUAAAAAGCUACAAAAUGCAAUAAUGGGGUUAGGGAUUGCCUCUUCAUAUUUUCUUCUUUAAGAAAUAUUGAUGGCUGCAUCAUCGUAGUCUACCCUGCUGUUCCUGAACAGGGCUGUUUUCUAUCCAUUCUACAGUCUGGACUGAUCUUCACAAACUAUUUGGAUAAUCCUGAAGUGUUCCUGUGCAUAGCCAGUCUCCUGGGACCGUAGCUAUCAAGUGAGAGUAGUUUCCCCAGGUCAAAAACAUUUUUAUUGUGGUAGUGAUAAUGUGAUGAUAAGACCCUGAGGACACUACUUCAUGUCUCUUCACUCAAAAUGAAUCUUUCACUUUAUACCAGCUCCAGAGGUUUUUACCUAGUCUGCACACUUCAGAAAAAAGUUACUUGUCCUUGAGUUUUGCAUGUUGCCCUAGAGCAAAGACUUCAUAACUAUUGCUCCUAGUGUUAUUUCUGUCACAAGCCCAGAGCUCUGUUUUAGAUAUAUUCAGGUUUUUCUUCAGCCAGCAUGCAAAAUUUAGUUUAAAAUGCAAGAUUCUUCUUCCAUGAAUGUAACUAAAUAAUCCUUAUCACCACAAAUAGAAUAGACCCUCCACCUCCAGUACACUGCUGGAUCCAACAAUGUCUGUAACUAAAGCAAUAUGGGUGAUAGUCUCAUGUUGCUAUUUUCUUAUACUACAGAAACCCCGUGUUGUAUCACAAUCUGUAAAGUAUUUUUUUCCAAAAUAUGAAUGCUUGAGGUUCACUGUCCUUUCAUUAGACAGCCUUCAUCUGACCAAUAUCGACUGCUGGUGACAGGCCAGCCCCACUGUUCCUGCAAUUCUGUUCAAUGCGCAACAAUUCACAAGUUCUACAUUAGUAAACAUUAUUGCUGCACUUGAUAUUGCUUGUAUCUCACUCUAAUUUUGAUAUAUUUUAACCAAGAAUCAGUUGAAAAUUCAACUCAUGUUUUCUUCAUUGAACUAUUCUCACUGGAGCUGUUGAAAUACUCUGGCCUCUAUGCCCAACAACCAAUGUUCCCCAACAAAAAACAAUUUGAUAUGAACUAAAAUUAGAAAGCUUUAUUAAAAGAACUGCUCAAUAAGAAAAACAAGAUAGCUAGGCAACCUCUCUAUAGUUACCCAAGAUAGGCUACAGUUUCUAACUGCUUAAACUACAGGUGCUAAGUGCUUUCAACUAGAAAUUUUUCAUUGUUUUGUUACAUAAAAUUACACAGCAAA